UAACACUAACCAUUAGCCACAGAUAACAUUAGAAUCACACAAAUUAUGGAACAGCUCAAACCAAGUCCACCAAAUUCAAGCCCUCUUACUCCUCUUACCUUCUUGGAAAGAGCUGCCACUAUCUAUGCAGAUUGCCCUUCCAUUAUCUACAAUAACACUACCUACACUUGGUCGCAGACCUGCACCCGGUGCCUUAAACUCGCCUCUUCUAUUGCCUCUCUAAUUGGCACUCACGGAAACCAUGUCGUUUCCGUGGUUGCCCCUAACAUACCCGCUAUGUACGAACUUCAUUUCGCUGUUCCCAUGGCGGGUGCUGUCGUUAACACAAUCAAUCUCCGUCUUGAUGCCCGUACUGUCUCUAUCCUCCUCCAACACAGCGAAACAAAGCUCGUGUUUGUGGAUUGCCAAUCCAUAUCUUUAGUUCUCGAAGCUUUAUCGUUGUUUUCACGGGUAUCUAACCGUCCACUCCUCGUUCUCAUCGAAGACGACGAGUUCAGGACUCUACAAACUAGUGAAUAUAUCAGCACGUAUGAGAAGUUGGUGGAAAAAGGUGAUUCGGGGUUCAACUGGAUCCGUCCGAAAAGUGAAUUUGACCCGAUUACGAUGAAUUACACUUCAGGAACUACCUCUGCCCCGAAAGGUGUGGUUCAUAGCCAUAGGGGUAUUUUUAUAGUUUCGUUGGAUUCUUUGAUAGAAUGGUCCGUUGAAAAACAGCCGGUUUUUUUAUGGACACUUCCUAUGUUUCAUGCAAAUGGUUGGAGUUAUCCUUGGGGUAUGGCAGCAGUUGGUGGAACUAAUAUCUGUUUGAGAAAAUUCGACGGAAAAAUCAUUUAUGAAUCAAUUGAGAAAUACAAUGUGACUCAUAUGUGUGCUGCACCUGUUGUACUCAACAUGUUGUCGAAUGCACCGAACAAGAAGCCGUUAAAACAUGCUGUUUAUAUAAUGACAGCUGGGUCACCACCCCCUUCAUCUGUCCUGUUUCGAACAGAGUCCCUAGGGUUCGUAAUACAUCAUGGAUAUGGAUUGACAGAAACCGGUGGACUAGUGAUUUCUUGUACAUGGAAAAAUCAGUGGAAUAGAUUGCCAGCAAUGGAACGAGCAAGGCUGAAAUCAAGACAAGGGGUGCGGACCAUAGGGAUGACAGAAGUAGAUGUGAUUGAUCCAGAAUCUGGAGUCAGUGUGAAACGCGACGGCUCAACUUUAGGUGAAAUUGUCCUGAGAGGUGGAUGUGUCAUGUUAGGUUACCUUAAAGACCCCGAAGGAACAUCAAAAUGCAUGAAGAAUGACGGCUGGUUUUACACUGGGGAUGUCUCGGUUAUGCACCCUGACGGGUACUUAGAAAUUAAGGACCGGUCGAAAGAUGUUAUUAUAAGUGGUGGAGAGAAUUUAAGCAGCGUUGAAGUGGAAUCGGUGUUGUAUGCACAUCCAGCGAUAAAUGAAGCAGCAGUAGUGGCACGACCUGAUGAAUUUUGGGGAGAAACACCGUGUGCAUUUGUUAGCUUGAAUGGUAAAGUAAAGACAAGUGAAAAAGAUAUUAUAGAGUUUUGUAGAGCAAAAUUACCACGUUAUAUGGUGCCCAAAACUGUGAUUUUCAAAGAAGAGCUUCCAAAGACAUCAACUGGGAAAAUUCAAAAGUUUGUGCUUAGAGAUAUAGCUAAAAGUAUGGGGAAAACAAGCAGCAUGAAGAUGAGCAGAAUGUAAAAAUGAGUUAACUCGACCUGGUUGUGUCAAUGACUAGGUUCAACUCAUUUGGAUUCUAUACUAGUACCAAGUGUUUAUCAAACAGAACUGUGCAUCUGAUUUUGUUUUUUCACUUCAGUAUUGUGUGGACAAAGACAAACCAAGGAAAAAACACAAGAAUGUGAAUGUGACAAAUGCGUAUGGUUGUUAAAUUGUAAGUCCUAUACGACGUGAUGGUUUGAAUAAUUUAGGCCAAUAAUUUAUGACUCCUAAUUUCUAGUCUGUA
Lycium barbarum (goji berry) is the source of this 1966-nucleotide messenger RNA. RefSeq names its product 2-methylpropanoate--CoA ligase CCL4-like. The coding region runs from base 46 to 1701 and encodes 551 amino acids. The record is from RefSeq and is a predicted model, not a curated record. The transcript has a single exon. Lineage: Eukaryota; Viridiplantae; Streptophyta; Magnoliopsida; Solanales; Solanaceae.